Molecule: messenger RNA, 2150 nt
Organism: Pelobates fuscus (common spadefoot toad)
Lineage: Eukaryota; Metazoa; Chordata; Amphibia; Anura; Pelobatidae
Gene: PPARG
Product: peroxisome proliferator activated receptor gamma
Exons: 8
Coding region: 514-1953 (479 amino acids)
Biological process (GO): negative regulation of inflammatory response; negative regulation of cholesterol storage; positive regulation of fatty acid metabolic process
Cellular component (GO): nucleus
Molecular function (GO): zinc ion binding; nuclear receptor activity; DNA-binding transcription repressor activity, RNA polymerase II-specific
Source: RefSeq, a predicted model, not a curated record
UAUAAAGGAAUGUUUAGAUCAGUGGUUUCUAACCUGUGGUACUGGUACUGAUAAAUACCAGUUCCCCCGGGGCUAUGCGAAAAAAAAUUCUGAAAUGGCGAGUCUACCGCACAAGUUGGGAACCGCAGACUGAGAGUGCCCACGUGACAUGUGUCAUGACUGGCCCACUUGUGAGUUCUGGCGCUUUAGCAGUGAGGCUGGGCCCUUUUUAAUAACAACAGCCAUCACUGGAAGAAAGUGAAGAGCCAGCUAACUGAGAUCAAGCCACGCAGGAAGCAGAGAAGGAGGCGGGUAGAUCUGGAGAGCAAAACCCAGCAGCCUAACUAUUGCAAACAGCCACCAAAGCCAGCAGAAGCCACCCUCCUGCACCCAAAAGGUAGAAAACUAGAGGGUGGCUAAAAAUUUAACCUGAUUGUGUAUAUAUAAUGACAGUAUAAAAUUGCUGUGUGAUUACUGGAAUACUGGGUCGACUUCUGUCACUGGACUGAAAAGGUGUGAAAGGUAACUUCAAUCAUGGUUGACACAGAAAUGCCGUUUUGGCCCAUGAAUUUUGGAGCCAGUUCACUGGAUUUAUCUGGCAUCGAGGAACACUCCCAUUCCUUUGACAUUAAACCAUAUACAACUGUAGACUUUUCAAGUAUAUCUGCACCUCUUUACGAAGAUAUUUUGGAAGAAAAGACUUUCCUUAGGAACGACCAAACGUCACUUGAUUAUAAGUAUGACCUGAGACUUCAGGAUUGCCAAAAUUCUAUAAAACUCGAACCUCCUUCACCUCCCUAUUACUCUGACAAAUCCCAGGCAUACAAUAAAGUUCAAGAUGAGUCUUCUAAUUCGCUCAUCACCAUAGAGUGCAGAGUUUGCGGAGACAAAGCGUCUGGAUUCCAUUACGGUGUUCAUGCUUGUGAAGGGUGUAAGGGAUUCUUCAGAAGAACAAUCCGCCUGAAGCUUAUUUAUGAACGGUGUGAUUUAAAUUGUCGGAUUCACAAGAAAAGCAGAAACAAGUGUCAGUUCUGCAGAUUUCAGAAAUGUCUGGCAGUUGGUAUGUCCCAUAAUGCAAUCAGGUUUGGAAGAAUGCCACAAGCUGAAAAGGAGAAACUCUUGGCUGAAAUUUCUAGUGACAUUGACCAGAUGAAUCCGGAAUCUGCUGAUCAACGCGUACUCGCCAAGCACUUGUAUGAUUCAUAUUUAAAAUCCUUCCCUCUCACUAAAGCCAAGGCAAGAGCCAUAUUGACAGGAAGAACCACAGACAAAUCACCGGUUGUUAUAUACGAUAUGAAUUCGCUGAUGAUGGGGGAAGACCAGAUCGCCUACCAUUACAUGACUCCUUUUCAGGAGCAAAACAAGGAAGUCGCCAUUCGAAUCUUCCAGAGAUGCCAGUCUCGCUCAGUGGAGGCAGUCCGCGAGAUCACUGAAUUUGCCAAAAAUAUACCAGGAUUUGUGAACCUUGAUCUGAAUGAUCAAGUGACUCUGCUGAAGUAUGGUGUUCACGAAAUAAUAUUCACCAUGUUGGCAUCAUUAAUGAACAAAGAUGGUGUUCUCAUAGCCGAUGGACAGGGGUUUAUGACGCGGGAAUUCUUGAAGAGCUUACGAAAGCCAUUUAGUGACUUCAUGGAGCCCAAGUUUGAGUUUGCCAUACGGUUUAAUGCGCUGGAGUUAGAUGACAGCGACCUGGCCAUCUUUGUAGCUGUCAUUAUACUAAGUGGAGAUCGACCUGGACUAGUGAACGUGAAGCCAAUUGAAGCAAUUCAAGACAGCUUACUACAAUCCCUGGAACAUCAGCUUAAAUUAAACCAUCCAGACUCCUCUCAGCUCUUUGCCAAACUUCUCCAAAAGAUGACGGAUCUAAGACAGGUCGUGACAGAACAUGUUCAGCUCUUGCAAAUUAUCAAGAAAACGGAGGCAGAUAUGUGUCUACAUCCUCUCCUACAGGAGAUCUACAAGGACUUAUAUUAAACAUAUCAUUUUGGUCAUGGUUAUAUCUUUCUCCUAUUUGCACUAUUUUCAUGAGGGAAACAGUAAACAGCCAAAAUAUUACUGUGAAACAGCCAUAAAACAAGACACAAAGCUUUAGUUUAACAAAGUUUAUUUUAUGUAAUGGUUUAUAUAAGCACAUGUACAAUUUUGUUUAAUAUUAAAAUGUUUUAAGACAA